Anisakis simplex (herring worm) is the source of this 315-nucleotide messenger RNA. The record is from the annotation of a GenBank genome assembly. Lineage: Eukaryota; Metazoa; Nematoda; Chromadorea; Rhabditida; Anisakidae.
AUGAGCAGAUAUAUAGCCAUAGCGAUAAUCUCGCUGAGUCGAAUGGUCGCUCAGACAUUCAGUGCUGAUAUGCAAAUCAAGGUGUGGAGUGGCCGUGUUUGUGCGUUCGCGAUUUUUGUACAAUUCGUUUUCCCGAUCAGUUACGUGGCUGCGUUCAUGGUGGAUGAUCCGCAAUUAUCACUUAUGGUACAUGAUAAUGCGGUUUUCGUUGGAUGGGGUAACUUAGAGCUUCAUGUGAGUGCAGUGCAAUUCUCAUUUCUUAUUGAUAGUAAUACCGCCAACAAUAUCAUUGAUAAUCCACUCUACUCACAAUGA